This is a messenger RNA of Cladocopium goreaui, 2850 nucleotides long. The record is from the annotation of a GenBank genome assembly. Lineage: Eukaryota; Dinophyceae; Suessiales; Symbiodiniaceae.
AUGGAUGAUGACCUUAGUGAUUCCUCAUGUGAUGCUUCAGUUUCACCGUCGCCUGAGAUGUAUGUUCCCGCAGCAUUUCAAGCCACAGAAGGUAAAGGUGCAGGUAAGGAAGUCAAACCAGCUACGAUGGUUUUGACAGAAGGUACACCAGAUCGAGAGUUCGGUGGUGGAUGGAAGUCUGAGCACCACCAGCUCCACUUCGUGACGAUGGGGCUUGACUUCGAGAAUGGUAAGGCUGUCCAAGAAAGGCCUGCGGGGCAGCCAAAGUUGCCAACGCAGCACAAAUGGUUUGCCAAUGUGAUGCUCAAGAAAUACGGAUCUCUUGAGAGGGUUCCAACGCUUGGAUUCAUAAAUAAAACAAAGGAAGAUCGAGAGGAUGAACAUUCCUUGAUUGGUGCACUUGAGUGGCAUGCCAAUGCCAAUCAAAAGAAGUGCAACCGUCCACUUUGGGACCAUGCGCUCGAAGGUGGAGCCAACUACAUCAUAAUUGACUGUAGGAGGCUCAAUGCCAUCAACAAAGUGACCAAGGUUCCGACGCAUCCCGGAGACGGGAAUAUCGGAGUGAAGGAACUCAGAGACAACCUCGAGGCAGUUGAGAAAGAGGUGAAGGUCUCUUCCGCAGCUGGUACGAGAACUUCUGCGAGACGAGGUCUUGGCAUUGAGCUGCAUACGGUUGACAUCCUACACGCCGUCUUGCAGAAAGCCGAUCUGGGAAAGCCGUUCAGAAUGCACAAAUGGCACCUAGGUCGAGUCGAUCACAAGGAUAAGAAAUGCUUUGACGGUGGGUGCACGGAGUGCAAUGUGGAUCACAAAGGCAAUGUAUACAAGAUUGUGAAGUCACAAUUCUCAAAAUGGAUCCAAGAAGAGAUUGACAGGUACGCGAAGGAAAAGAAAGAAGAAACGGAGGCCAAGAAGCAAUGGCUCAAGGAAGAUGUUGAGAGAUUGGUGAAGUCAGGAGAACGCAAGAAGAAGUCAGAGGUGACUGAAAGAGGCCGUGAGCGAGACCGAGACCGUGAACGUGGUCGUCGGCGAAGGCGGUCUCAAGGGCCAGAGAGGGCCACAGCAUCCUUUGCAAGGCCCGACAAGAGGAUCAAUGCUGCAGAGAGUGCAGUUGCGCGAAGCCUUGGAAGAAACGAAAGGCUCCGAGUGUGCAAGUCUCUCCAAGAGAGUGGUCUGAAUGAAGCUGGGAUUAACAUCCUGCUGUCAUCGGAGUAUGCCACGUUUGGAGAAACGCCUGGAGACCGUGUUGCAACACUGGUGCAAUCUCUUGGACUGGAGCCAACAGCCAUCAGAGACUUGGUUGGCGUUCCAAAGACAUCUCUCACAGCUGUCAAGGAAGAGCCGAAGGAGGAAGAAAAGGAAGAAGGCAAAGGCGAUGAAAAGAAGGGUGAGAAGGAAGAUGAACCAAUGAAAGAAGCGCCAGAUCCAUUCAGUGUUUUUGGCAAAGCUCCUGAUACUAAGGAUGCGCCAAAAGCUGAUGAAGAAGAGCCAGACUAUACCAACGAUGACGAAGACGAGUCAUCGGAUGAACCGACUACCAGACAAGCCUUCAAUGAGCUGGCAUUGAUGAGGAAAGUGAAGGUGAAUCUUCGUCUUCUGACCAUGGCAAGCGCUACCGUAAGAAGAGGAUCCAAGAGCAAGUCCAAGGGCAAGACUUCGCAGUGGGGUGGAACUCCGACACGCUGGACGGAUUCCAAGACUACCACUGUGGAGAAGGAGGAACAAAGUCCAGUUCCUGACCGUGAACUUCAGCGGAAACUCUGUGAGUGUGAGGAUGGCGUGCAAGAGUCGCCCGAGAAGCACACAAAUCACCCGAUGUCGCACAUGCUGGGGUGGAAGAAGUAUACCUUCGAGAAGAAGGACGAAAGCAGUGAGUGGGAGCUCACGCAAUCCAAUGCUGAGGCCAAUGAGGAUGAUGAGUAUGAAGACGAUGCAAAGCCUCAGAACAUCGUUGUGUUUCUUAUUCCUGAGUGGGUUGCGCUGGAGAAACUUCCAGAGACUGCGUUUUUCACCGCUGGCAUUAUGGGUGCACAGACAUCCAGCUGGUUCCAAGAGGGAGCCGAGAAGAUGAUCGUCGCAGAUCGCCUCGCGUAUGGUGCUGCAUGUGAUGACUGGACGGACAUUGAUGACUGUAGGAUAGGAAAGCAUCAGAAUCAUGCUGCAUUGGUGUUUGUAGGUAAUUUUCAGUCAAGUGUGAAUCACAUCAACCCUGAAGGACACGACGUUUGGCACAUGAAGGAGCUGGCAGGCAAUGUAUUUCGGCACAUGGACAGCAAGUACUACACACAUGUGACUGCAGUGAUUUGCAGAGACUAUGAUCCAGAAGUGUUGAAGGAAUUGGCAUGUUCAUGGAAUGCCAAAGGAUCACAUGUUACGUAUGUGAUGCCUCAAUUCAACUGCGCAGCAGAUACGAUGUUGCAGUCAGAUGAGCCACACCAUCUCGGCACGGGAGAUGUGAAGGUGGUUGGAUCUGAUACGAAGAUCAUAGCAUGGAUCAAGGAGAAGGACAAGCGCAAAGCUCCAGUGACUUGGGAAGAUACUGUGGAAGAUCCCAGGUUCAUGAAUGCAUUGAAGGAAAGGAUGAGAGACAGUGCAUUUGUGUGUGCAUUUCCAGCUGAGGAAGAUGAAGCCAGAUUGGAUGAAUUGGGUCCACUGGACGAAGUGGAUGAGAUCCAAGAUGGCCAAGAAGUCCAGGAACACAGUGGACAGCAACCAAGGCAAGAGAUGACUGCAGACGAGCUAGAAGAGGCAUACGACCUCGAGAAGCAGAUGUUGGAAGAACUUCCACUUCCCAACAUGCCAAAGUCAGAAGCUGAGAGACGGGAGCAAUCCCUCGGAAAACGCGAAUAG